CUGGCGCUCUUCUCUUUACAAGCAGGAGCGAUCUACCCUGGAUGACCAUUUAGAUGUCUGGACUGUUUGCUCCACUAAGACUACCAAGCAGGAUUCCGUCCCUGGUUAGUCUCACCUCUAUCCUGGUCCAAAUCCAGCCAAUCAGCUCUCUCAUCACCGGCCAACAACCAAUCAGCAACCACCACACGUCAAGCCCCGCCCACACACAGCAGAAUCCCGCACCGGGCGUUUGGAGUGAGAGCAGGAGGGAAAGAGACCAGCCGGGGAACUGUCCAAUCAGAUUGGGAGAGAAUUUGAAUCGUCCAAUCAGCAACCAGUACAUGUGCGGUAAUUCCUACUCCAGUAUGGCCGCUUGCACUGGACCAGCCCUGUUGCCUUCCGCUAAGCACACAGCUACGGUGAUAUUUCUGCAUGGACUUGGUGAUCAAGGUCAUGGCUGGUGUUCGUCAUUUGAAGAGAUCAAAGAGCCUCACAUCAAAUACAUAUUUCCUAAUGCACCUAAUAAUCCGGUCACGCUGAACAUGGGUAUGGUGAUGCCGUCAUGGUUUGACAUCAUCUCGUUGGGGGCCGAGGGGAAGGAAGACAAGGAGGGUAUCCUGAAGGCUUCCGCAAAUUUAUUAAAAAUGGUUGCGGAAGAGGAAAGCCACGGUAUCGCACCUAAUCGAAUUGUCAUAGGAGGUUUCUCACAAGGGGGUGCUGUUUCACUCUACUCGGCAUUAACGGACGACAGGCCAUAUGCGGGUGUAUUAGCGCUCAGUACAUGGAUGCCUCUGCAUCAGACAUUUAAAACGGAUGGAGUCAGCAAGAAGCCCAUGCCUCUACUGCAAUGCCAUGGAACCUCUGACAAUAUUCUUCCUUUCAGUCUGGGCCAGAUGACCCAUAAUUUGUUACAAACCCAGGUCUCCAGUCCAGAGUUCCAUAAAUAUCCUGGUCUUGGACAUAGUUCUUGUUCUGAGGAAAUGCUCCUAGUACGCGAUUUCUUGAAGAAAGUCCUUCCGUAGUGUCUUUACCCAGCCAGAUGCUAUUUACCCCACUUCUAACAAUGGCAGAUGAGCGCAUUCCUGAUCGCUACUUCAAUAGAAGACGGAGCACGACAAUCUGGAACAAAUCUUAUGGUUGUUUUUAUCAAAUGUCUUAUCAGAAAAUGGUGAUCAAACCUUUCCCUCUUGCUCCAAGCAGACAUAAUGUCAAUUUAGCUAUUACAGUGGAACCUCAUUAUAAGGCUUAAAAUAAAAAACUUGUUGUAUUGCCCUUUAGGUGCCAAAACAUGGGUCAGUCGGUCAGAAAAGUUUUUUUUUUUUUUUAACUUUUUUUUUGGUCGCCCUCUUUGGGCCGAUAUUUUUCAGUU
Strongylocentrotus purpuratus (purple sea urchin) is the source of this 1348-nucleotide messenger RNA. RefSeq names its product acyl-protein thioesterase 2. The coding region runs from base 54 to 1001 and encodes 315 amino acids. Gene Ontology annotation, biological process: protein depalmitoylation. NCBI's taxonomy places the organism in Eukaryota, Metazoa, Echinodermata, Echinoidea, Camarodonta, Strongylocentrotidae. The record is from RefSeq and is a predicted model, not a curated record. Gene Ontology annotation, molecular function: palmitoyl-(protein) hydrolase activity; carboxylic ester hydrolase activity. The transcript has 8 exons. Gene Ontology annotation, cellular component: cytoplasm.